Molecule: messenger RNA, 1116 nt
Organism: Arachis duranensis
Lineage: Eukaryota; Viridiplantae; Streptophyta; Magnoliopsida; Fabales; Fabaceae
Product: receptor-like protein kinase FERONIA
Exons: 1
Coding region: 82-1029 (315 amino acids)
Biological process (GO): protein autophosphorylation
Cellular component (GO): plasma membrane; plasmodesma
Molecular function (GO): transmembrane receptor protein tyrosine kinase activity; ATP binding
Source: RefSeq, a predicted model, not a curated record
UGACAGUGUGAGAGUCCCAAUAGAUCAGAAUAGAAACAAUCAUUAAUCUCAUCUAUCUGUCUAGUGUCUCAGAUUGGAAUAAUGGUCCUCAAAUGUUUACGCUUUGGUGAUUCAAAGAAGGAGAAAAAUUAUCCGACGGUAAUAGAAGAGCUAUGCCAUCAAUUUUCCUUUGAAGAUCUUAGAAAAUCAACCAACAACUUUGACGAUAAACUAGUAAUUGGGUGGUUACCCUUUGGUAUGGUAUACAAAGGUUGGCUCAAACAUAAUGAUGCUGCAACCGAUCAUACCAUUACAUUGAAGGUGACGGUGCCUCAAUACCCCAUCCAAGGUUCACUUGAAUUCAAGAAGGAAAUUGAGGUGCUAUGUCAGCUUCGUCACCCUAAUAUAAUCUCUAUAAUAGGCUUCUGCAACCAAGAAAAGGAAAAGAUUGUUGUGUAUGAGUACAUGGCCAAUGGAUCACUUGGUGAUUACUUGAGAGAUAGGAAUAGAAAUAACCAACCACUGUCAUGGAAGAAAAGACUAGACAUCUGCAUUGGAGUAGCACGUGCUCUACACUACCUUCACUCAGGAGCCAAGCGUGCUAUCAUUCAUCGUGAUAUAAAUCCAAGUAAUAUUCUUUUGGAUAAGAAUAUGAUGCCCAAACUUACAAAUUUUGGGAUAUCAUUGCAGGGAGGGCUCUCUACAUUGAAGCCAAUGCAAAUCAAAGUAGAUAAGAUUGUAGGUACAUCUGCAUUGAUGGCUCCGGAGUAUGCUAUACACAGUAUUGUUACUUAUAAAUGCGAUGUUUACUCCUUUGGUUUGGUUCUACUACACAAGGUAGGCCAUAAUGUGUUAAACUACUUAAUUCAAUAUGAAGAGCACAAACUUGAGGAGACAAUGGAACCAAUUCUGAAAGGAAGGAUUGCGCCAGAAUGUUGGCAAGUAUUCACUAGUGUCAUACAAAGUUGCUUGGAGUACGAAGCAGAUGAGCGACCAACAAUGGGGGAAGUAGAGGUAUUGCUUGAGCAUGCUCUCUCAUUGCAGCAAUAAGCUGAUAUUAUAAUGAAUGCUGCUCGCUAUACCUUAUCAUCCACUAUCACUUGUUAUUAGCGACAGCAAUAUAAUGAUCAUGAAUCA